Molecule: messenger RNA, 1635 nt
Organism: Gopherus flavomarginatus (Mexican gopher tortoise)
Lineage: Eukaryota; Metazoa; Chordata; Testudines; Testudinidae
Gene: ING2
Product: inhibitor of growth family member 2
Exons: 3
Coding region: 299-979 (226 amino acids)
Biological process (GO): positive regulation of DNA-templated transcription
Cellular component (GO): nucleus
Source: RefSeq, a predicted model, not a curated record
GGUGCCGGGCCCGGCGGCGCUGGCGGGGCCCGGCGGGGAGCGGGCCCGGCUGCUCUCGCUCUACGUGCAGGACUAUCUGGAGUGCGUGGAGUCGCUGCCGCUGGACAUCCAGCGCAACGUGUCCCUGCUGCGGGAGCUGGACACGCAGUGCCAAGGGCAGAGAAUCCGCCUCCUAGAAAGUUUGGCUGUUCGACAUACCUAUUGGGUGCACGAGAGUCUAGGUCUUUAUCUGCAACUGCAAAGGCACGGUGGACUUAAGACCUCCCCUCUGAGGAUCAAGGAAUUGAGUUUAGAAGUAAUGCUGCAAGCAGAAGCAUUAAAAGAAAUCGAUGAUGUAUAUGAGAAAUAUAAGACAGAAAGUGAUCCCAUUCAGAAGAAACGGUUGCAACAGCAUCUUCAGCGAGCACUAAUCAACAGCCAAGAACUGGGAGAUGAGAAAAUUCAAAUAGUUACUCAGAUGCUUGAACUGGUAGAGAAUAGGGCCCGGCAAAUGGAGACCCACUCUUGGUGUUUCCAAGAGUCAGAUAACGAAAAGCCUUUAGAAAAAGCAAAAGUGGAAUCUUGCCAACCAGAAAGAUCUUCUCGUAGACCCCGUCGCCAGCGGACCAGCGAAAGUCGUGAUCUGUGCCAUAUAACAAAUGGGAUUGAAGACUGCGAUGACCAGCCACCUAAAGAAAAGAGAUCCAAAUCGGCCAAGAAAAAGAAACGCUCCAAGGCCAAACAAGAAAGAGAACUUUCACCUGUUGAAUUUGCAAUAGAUCCCAAUGAACCAACUUACUGCUUAUGUAACCAAGUGUCCUAUGGAGAAAUGAUAGGAUGUGACAAUGAACAGUGUCCCAUUGAGUGGUUUCAUUUUUCAUGUGUUGGACUCACCUAUAAACCAAAGGGGAAAUGGUAUUGUCCCAAGUGCAGAGGAGAUAAUGAGAAAACUAUGGACAAAUGUACUGACAAAUCAAAAAAGGAUAGAAGAUCGAGGUAGUGAAUGCUAUAAAUGUUUUAAAGGGUUGUGUGUCUUUUUUAUAAAAAUUGUUUAAUUUACAGAGAACAAUGUUUUAGGAAAAAUGCAUAAGACUAUGCAAUAUUUUUUAAUCUAUAGUAUUAAUGGAGUAUUAAAAUCUGUUAUACUUUCUGUGAUCUUUAACUUUCUGCACUGAAUAACCAAAUAUUUGAAACAAGGUGGCCUCAGAACUGCACAGAUGGAAUUACAAGUAGUGUUGUGGGUUUUUUGGGGGGUUUUGUUUCAUUUAAACUCCCUGUGUUAGCAUUUAAAAAAAAUCCUGAAAGUAAUGGUGGUGGGGAAGCACUGAGAGACAGGUUGUAUUAAAGAGCAUCAGUAAUGGUAUUUAACUUCUCUAGCCCUGUUUCACAACUUCAGACAGUUACUAGAAUCUCAAUUGCUUGUGAACUGAAUCCGUUCUACAUCCCAUGCCUCAAGUUUUCAGAUUCUGUGUUAACAUCACAUAAUAUCUGGAAUGGGGGUUCAAGAAUUCAACUGUUAACUGUAAAAUAGUCUUCCAAGCUAGAAAGCAACCUGUUUCUUCAGUGGCUUUCAUAUGAUGAAUGUAUUUCCAUGAAGAAAAUGCCACUAAUUUAUGCUUUUUAUGUCAAUAUUAAACUGUUCCCUUGGUGACUUUA